CAAUCCCACUGCAGGGGAGGGGCGUUCCCUGGAUCCCGCGGAGUGUCGUGGGAGGGAAUAGGGAUGGUAAGAGUGGAGGUGGAGGACGAGCGCACAUUACCUGACAACUACAAGGGCGAGAAGUAGCUUAGCAACAAGUGAGGCUCCCGUGAGUGUGGACUCAUCUGAUUCUGAUAUUUACUUAUAGUUCGAAAAAGUUAGGGAAUGAACUGAAAUGCUGCCGAGAAUUUUUUUGUUGCUUGCCCUUCUACACACCGUGCGAUUGCAGGAAGCAGGAGACACCAUCACGUAUACGCAAUGUACUGAUGGCUACCAGUGGGAUGCAAUUAGAGAACAGUGUAAGGAUAUUGAUGAAUGUGCUGUUGUAAAUGAUGCAUGCAAAGGAGGAAUGAAGUGUGUUAACCACUAUGGAGGAUACCUGUGCUUGCCUAAAACAGCUCAGAUUAUUGUCAAUAAUGGAGAACAUGAUGCAAGUACCGUGGCACCAGCAUUACUACCCACACAGAGCAGAGCACCUGCCGCUAGACCAACCCUUAGACCUCAUCGAAUCAGGUGUGCACCUGGACAUGCACCAGAUGAUCUAAAUCAGUGCAGGGAUGUGGAUGAGUGUGCAGAGGGAGCCCACAGCUGUCACCCAGAACAAAUGUGCACUAAUACAUGGGGAUCUUACAUCUGCCAGUGUCUCCCAGGGUAUCAGAAGAUCAGGAACGAGUGUGUUAACAUUGAUGAAUGUGCUGUUCCUCCGUACUGCAGUCACAAAUGUGUGGAUACACCUGGAAGCUAUUACUGCCUGUGCAACCCUGGCUUUCAGCUGUCUUCCAACAACCACACUUGUAAUGAUGUGAAUGAGUGUGAGACCAGCAAUCCAUGUGACCAGCUGUGCUACAACAUUAUUGGUUCAUACUUUUGCCAGUGUAGACAGGGGUUUGAGAUGAACAGAGACAGAGUGUCAUGCAGAGAUAUUGACGAAUGCAGUUAUAGCUACUUAUGUCAAUACCAGUGCAUCAAUGAACCUGGAGGAUAUACGUGUGCAUGUCCAGAAGGUUAUCAAGUGCUGGGGAACAGAAUGUGUCAAGAUGUAAAUGAAUGUGAAACUGGAAAUGUGUGUGGAGAGCAAGAAAUCUGUUGGAAUUAUAAUGGAGGAUUCAGGUGUUACCCCAGGAAUCCAUGCCAGGAACCUUAUGUUCAAACUUCAGAAAAUCGCUGUGUGUGUCAUGGGAUCAAUGCAGUCUGUCGAGGGCUGCCAUCAUCCAUUCUGUACAGAUAUAUGAAUAUUCGUUCUGAUCGAUCUCUGCCUUCUGAUAUUUUCCAGAUACAAGCAACAGUUAUUUACCCCAACACUAUAAACUCCUUCCACAUCAAGGCUGGUAAUGAUGGAGGUGAAUUUUAUCUAAGACAAAUAAAUAACAUCAGUGCCAUGCUUGUGCUGGUCAAACCCGUUACAGGACCAAAGGAGUACAUUGUGGACCUUGAGAUGACAACAGUCAGCACUAUGAGCUACCAGUCAAGCUCUUUACUCCGGUUAACAAUAAUAGUGGGACCCUAUAGCUUUUAGUUGUCAUCAUGUCCUCACAGACUAGCAACAUCUGUGCAGAAAAACUUGGUUCUUAUUUAUAGAUUUUGCUUUAAUUGUAGAACUUUCUCAACACUGAUGUAGUACAGCCAUAACAAAUUUUAUUGUUCGAUGUUCUGGAUCGAAUGUUGCAUACUGCCAGUUUUUUUGCAGGCUCUGGAUUUCAUGUUCUCCACCUCUAUUCAUUUUAGGAAGCAAUCAGGUUAUGUGUGGUCUUUGCAUACUUAAAUGUGAUAGUGUGAUAUAAAAUAUGUAAGCAUACUGACGGCAGAGACUUUCAGCUUCUUCUUUGCAUUUGUAUAGUGUGCCUGACAUUAUCUGUCUGUGAUAAGCUCUUUACAUAUAGCCUCAUUAGUACACUGUUGUUCUUUAACAUCAGAUGUGAUAUUUUUUCUCAUACCCUGUGAUGUUUAUAGUUUCAGGGUUUGUUUUACUGACUGCAACAAAUUCUAGUAACAUGGUACAGUUCUGUAGAAUUACAAAAAUGUGCAUGUAAUACAAACAGAGAAUAUAAUUACAGUAGCUUAUAGAUGAAAAAGACUGGAUAAAUAAGACAGGAUAAGAUGAAUAUGUAAAUCAUGUAAGACAGUUAUUCCAUCCUUAUUUAAAUAUUUACCUCUAAAUGCCUUGCUGAUACUUAUAUGACUGUAUUGCUGCACUUUACUUUCCAAUCUGUUUAUAUUUUAAUCAUAAUAUGAUUAUAUUACUAUGAUAAGCACUUUGAGUCAUUUGUUCCACAGUAGAUGAAAAGUUAUGGCAUAGAGUAUAUACAUUGGCAAAUAGUUGUAACAGGAUGCAUAUUAUACUGGAGUAAAAGAAUACCUUAGGAGCACACUGUACUAUAUAGUAUCAUCUUUCACAGCAGUGAUAUUAACUAACAAGGCAACCCUACACAUGGUCGAGGUAAAAUUGCUUGAGUGUCAGUAGAGCUCAAAAAAAUAAAAGAUGUAAAACCGAAUGCCGUUUACCACAGGAAAUCAUUGCAGUGCAAUGUUUAAGCAGUGCAAUGUUUAAUUGUUUGCCUGCAAUGAUUAAUUUCUUUAAGGCGAUUUCUCCCUUCCUUUGAGUUGGUUCAACUAUGAAGUUGGCAUAUAUAAGUUCAAGGGGAGUGGGGACUAGCCACCUGCAAAAAAACAACUAAAAAAUUAUUUUUUGUUCUUUUGAGUUUCGGGCAUUUUUUCAUCCUUUCAGAAUGUUGACUUUCAGGAAGUUGGUGUUUCAAAGUAGAAUCUAGCUAACAAAGCCCAUGAACUCAAGUGCCUGAUUUGUAAUUUAAAAUCAAUACCUUGUAGAGUUUUAUACAGUUUUGAAUGGUGUUUCUUUAUUGUGAGAUAUUAUUUAGACAACUCCUGGACUGGGAUAUGAGGAAGCAAUGUGUCAUUUCUUGUAGGUUAAUCAUAUUUCAGGACUUUUACCGUAUGGUGUCUUAUCUAAGAUACUGAUGUUUUUGUGCACUGAGCUAACUUACUGUUGCUCCAUACAUCAUUUAGAAGUACUCCAUAGGGAAAAAAGUGCAGAGAGAAAAGUUAUAACAGUCAUGGACUGCAAAGAUUAUAAUUCACAAGAGCAGCAGUAUUGUUUUUGCUAAGAUUGUUUAUAAAUCAUUACAUCAAGUUUGUUAGCCAUCUUCAACGCAUACCCACUGAGUACUCAUGCCACAGCUGAGAUUUGCUUUUGAUAAUUAUCCAUUCAAUUUACAUUUCUUCAUUUGUUUAAUGAAGAAUUCAUCAGGCUGCUGCAGAUAUCUGUAAACUGAUAGGUGCAAUCUGAAAAAUGCAUCCCAAGGACUGUCACACCUGGAGCAGUUAGUCUAAGCACAAAAAUGUGUGCACGCUUUUUGAAGUUCUCAGAGAUUAAUGUUUGAGAAUAUUCAGGAUAUAUAGUAUAAGUGAAAAUAUGUGAAACAGUAAAAGACUUUGGACUUGAUUCAAAAGCACUGUAUUUAGCUACAUGACUGAUUUGUUUCCAAGUUUGGCACAGCAUGGCCAGUCACAGUUCUCAAAAUGGAUUACUCUGAGCGGCCAGCCUACAAAUUAAUUCAAGCUGUAAUUAGUGCUAGCUGAUUGCACUGAGUGGCUGAGACACCCUGCACGUGUCGUGUCAGAAACUGUGAGGUAUAAUACUGAUUUGCCUUUGUACAUUGACAGUCUCUGCAGCUAUUUCCAAAACAUGCAGCAUGCCCUUGAUAUGCAUACAAUAACAAUAACGUGUCCAUGCAGGUACAGAGUUUCUCGGCUCUUAAUUAUUUUUAUUACUAUUACAAAACAAGGGUUUAAGUAGCCACACAGUGAUUAUGGCUGAUGGCCAUUACCAUCCUCCUUUGUUAAAUGUAGUGUCUAUUUACUGAAGGCACUAACCCACUCAGUGAUGGGAGCCAAUUUUAGGCUGUUCAAGCUACCUUACAGCUUAAUGCUGCAUGCUGAAUGCACAGAUUUCUCAUUCAUGAGGAUUUUGUUUGGAGUCGUGGAUCACUGGCUGAAAAUCAACCUUGGUUUUACAGCUGCGAAUGCCCUUGCUCAGGCUGAUGCUGACUUCCUUAAUCUGGUUCACCAUGUUUAACAAAGUAGUUAUGCAGUACAGUGUCUGUUUCACAACUGUUUAGCUCCAGCAUUAUGUCAUUCCCUGAGCUCUGAGUAUACAAGCAUGCAUAUAGACAACUGUUGCAUGUAAAGCAGGCUGAUAAGCAGUUAAAAUAAAUUAAUAUCAUUUGUGGUAAAAUGUGUAAAAUUUGAUUAUUUUAUUAACACAAUACAAUAAUAGCAAUGCUAGAUUUUGGGUACUUUAUAAAUAUCAGUGUUAUUACCAUUGAGAAGUUUCACGUCUAACAAGGGUAUCUGUAAGUAAUGAUUAGAAGUUGUACAUACCUUAAAUACUCCAGGCAGUACAUACUGAACUUAGCCAGGAACUCUGUAUUGAUUUUAAUAGUAACUAUUUUUGUCGAUUCCUUUGCUGUUGAGUAAGGUGCAAAGAAAGCCUGAGUUUUUUUUUUUUUUUCACUUAAUGCUGGAAUAUGUUACAGACAGGCUGUAUUGCAUAUAUUGGUAUUAGAGUCUGUGGAGUAUUGUCAUGUACUUUAAAUGAGAACUGACUUGCACAUGACCUCAGAUUUUAUUUUAUUUUCAGAAUUGUUCAUACAUCAAUAGGUGCUUAACUAUGUGCCAAACUGGUUGUGGCGUCUAUGCACAUAAAAAUAGUGGUAAUGGGGUCUUUUAUCAUUUAAAAUAGCAGAAGCAUAUUCAUAAAAAAAUGCUGUAUUCGUACAAUAUGCUGUGUUUUAAUUCAUUAAAGGGAGAUGAAGCAAACAUUCCCAAAACAGAAAGCAGUUAAUGGCAUUGUGUAGUCACCUGUUUUUUGAUUCAGUAUGUUUCCUUUCUCACAUUUCUCCAUGUUCUAUGUGAAUUUAAUGUUCUCUUUGUUUCUGCUUGCCUUGUAUAUAAAACUUCCAAAAUUAUUUUGUAUUGUUACAGAUUAACAGAACUUUUCUGUAAUGUUUAUUUUUCAUGAAACAAUUUUUACUUUGAUGUACAAAGUUUUUUAAAAUAAAAUAUAUAAUU
This is a messenger RNA of Protopterus annectens (West African lungfish), 5127 nucleotides long. RefSeq names its product EGF containing fibulin extracellular matrix protein 1 (gene EFEMP1). The transcript has 11 exons. NCBI's taxonomy places the organism in Eukaryota, Metazoa, Chordata, Ceratodontiformes, Protopteridae. Bases 215 to 1555 code for a protein of 446 amino acids. Gene Ontology annotation, molecular function: calcium ion binding. The record is from RefSeq and is a predicted model, not a curated record.